ACUCGCCCUCCGCGAGUCGCCCCGUGCCCCCGUCCGGCCGGCCCCAUCCUCGCGAGCAGGGGUCGCGACUCCGUCGACUCGCCCCGUCCGCCGCCUUCCGCCGCCCAGCUGCCCCGCCAGCCGGAGGCCGGAGUGCCUCGCCGACGGCCAGCUCCCCCGCGCCGGCGCGCCCCCGCCUGGCCGCCUCAACCCUUGGCCGGCGCUCGGAGGCCACAGCCAGCCGCCCAGGCACCCACGGCCCACGCCCAGCUGGCGAGCUGCCUAGGCUGCCCGCGCCAGGCCGCCGCAGGGCCUUCUGCAGUUCUGCUGCUCCUCUCUCCUGUUGCCUGCUGCGGUGCUAUCAACUUGGAAGAUGGCAGACGAGGAACAAGCCCCAAGCUCUAGGAAGAGGGUUGCAGGUACCCAAAUCAACAAGGAUAAUCCUGAGCCUGAUGAUGACGGACCAGAGGAAGAGAUGGGUACAUUUAAGAAAGCUACUGAGGAAGUUAUGGCAACCCGGAGAAUUGUAAAGGUUCGGCGCCAGCAGACGUCAUCAGCUCCUUCUUCUAAUCCUUUCUCUGCAAUCAGAUUUGCCCCCACUGAUUCUAGUGCUCAAACAAGCGCCCCUGUCCCAGAGGCCCAACCUUCAGAUGUCCAAGCUGACGAGGGAAGCAAUGGUAGUGGGAAACAUACUUUGUCUGUGCCAGACAAGAAUUCAGGCUCUGGUGUAAAUACUGACUCCAGUGCGACAAUUGAAGCACCACCUCAACCUGUUCAAACCAGUGACAAGGCAGAAGACACAAAGGAUGAAUCUGGUGGAGACAAAGCGGUAGUUGGAGAACCCAACGAAGGUAGCUUCAUGCCAUCUGAAGUUGAGGUCAAAACAAAAGAGGGAGAUGCUGAAGAAAAGGAAAGGGCAGAUGAAGCUGGAAAUAACGAUAAAAUUAGCAAGGAUGAUACUAAGAAUAAAGAUGGAGGUGAAUCAGAGACCAAGGAUGGCUUCUCUGAUGAGCAGAGAGAUGCUGAUAAAAAUAUCAAGGAUGAUAAGAAAGAUGGAGGUGAGUCAGAGCAGAAAGAUGCUGAUAACAAAGGGCAUACAUCAUCAGCAACACCCCUUUUCUCAUUUAAGAAUCUGUCAAGUGGUCAAAAUGCUUUUACAGGUCUGACCGGAACUGGAUUUUCAAGCACAUCAUUCUCGUUUGGCUCAGCCUCUAAAGAUGGCUCAAGUUCUGCCCCCCUAUUUGGGCUGAAAGCUGAUGGUUCUUCGUUCCCUUCUUUUAAUCUUGGUGCUGCCAACAACGGGAGUUCUGCUACAGCACUUGCUACUUCAGCAGAGGCACCCAAGAAAUUUGCUAUGACAGAGGGUCCUGUUGAAACCGGUGAAGAAAAUGAGAAGGCUGUAUUUACUGCUGAUUCUGCUUUGUAUGAGUACCUAGAUGGGGGCUGGAAAGAAAGAGGAAAAGGUGAACUGAAGCUGAACGUCCCUGUAUCUGGCAGUGAGAGAGCCCGGCUUGUCAUGAGGACAAAAGGCAACUACCGGCUGGUCCUGAAUGCAAGCCUCUACAACGACAUGUCACUCAAGGACAUGGACAAGAAAGGCGUUACAUUUGCUUGUAUGAACAGCAUUGGGGAGUCACCGAGCAGCCUUGCCACAUUUGCUCUGAAGUUCAAGGACACAGCCACCAGGGAGGAAUUCAAGGAUGCCGUGGAGUUUCGCAAGACAAGCAAGGCACCGGAUGUGCUGCUGAAGACGCCCGAGAACUCUCCAAAUGCAGCAGAAGUCUGAAGCUGCACUCGGGUCACGCUUACUCGUCCUUUGUACGUGUCGAGGAAGGAGCUGAGAAAUACUUUCUGUUCUGUUAUUGCGGAAUUCUUAAAGAAUGUGGUGUCAUGACAGGAUGUCCUGAGUUGUGUUUGCAUACGGUUCCUUGGUGCUGUUUUUUGGAACAGUGGGUAGCGUGUCGAACUUUCAUUAUUACAGUCAUAAUCUUAGAAUCCUGGAGAUGAGACUCGUUAGAUCUAUUCGCUCGUUUUGUGCUCCGUUAUGUUUGUUCUAUCGGUUAUCAGUUAAGCUAUGCGUGACGUGUUAUCUAGUUAUUAUGUCAUAAAUAAAUGUAUGCAAUUAUGGGUGUCCUGGUUAUUAUA
Molecule: messenger RNA, 2124 nt
Organism: Sorghum bicolor (sorghum)
Lineage: Eukaryota; Viridiplantae; Streptophyta; Magnoliopsida; Poales; Poaceae
Product: nuclear pore complex protein NUP50B
Exons: 2
Coding region: 353-1765 (470 amino acids)
Biological process (GO): intracellular transport
Cellular component (GO): cytoplasm; nuclear pore
Molecular function (GO): GTPase activator activity
Source: RefSeq, a predicted model, not a curated record